Messenger RNA from Seriola aureovittata, 2406 nucleotides. It is a transcript of the gene mmd, whose product is annotated as monocyte to macrophage differentiation-associated. Gene Ontology annotation, molecular function: pore-forming activity. The transcript is spliced from 7 exons. The record is from RefSeq and is a predicted model, not a curated record. The coding region runs from base 89 to 820 and encodes 243 amino acids. Gene Ontology annotation, cellular component: membrane. NCBI's taxonomy places the organism in Eukaryota, Metazoa, Chordata, Actinopteri, Carangiformes, Carangidae.
ACUCACCUUUGUAUAUACCGGACUCUUUUUUUUUUUUUUUUGUACAUACAUUUCUUUUUACAUUUUCUUGUCUUGCGCUGCUUGGACAAUGCCAGGAUUUGACUUCCACAGGACCACACUUGGACGGUUUAUGAACAGACGGGCCUCUGCUAACUGCCGCUACCAGCCCACCUGCUAUGAGCAUGCUGCAAACUGCUACACUCAUGCACUCCUCAUUGUGCCGGCGGUCGUGGGCAUGGCGUUACUGCACCGUCUGUCGGACAACCGCUGGGAGAGGAUCACAGCCUGGGUGUACGGCAUGGGCCUCUGCGCCCUUUUCCUGGUCUCCACUGUGUUUCAUAUCAUCACCUGGAAGAAGAGCCACAUGAGGUCUGUGGAACAGUGUUUCCACAUGUGCGACAGAGUGGUCAUCUAUUUCUUCAUUGCUGCCUCCUACACACCUUGGUUAAACCUGCGUGAACUGGGCCCUCUAGCAGCACACAUGCGCUGGUUUGUAUGGCUCAUGGCUGCUGCUGGAACCAUCUACGUCUUCAACUAUCAUGAAAAGUAUAAACUUGUCGAGCUGGCCUUCUAUUUGACGAUGGGAUUUUUCCCAGCAUCAGUCGUGACGUCAAUGAGCAACACUGAGGGGCUUCAGGAGCUGGCCUGCGGAGGACUCAUCUACUGCCUCGGCGUGUUCUUCUUCAAGAGCGACGGCGUCAUCCCCUUCGCCCACGCCAUCUGGCACGUGUUCGUGGCGCUGGCUGCAGCCGUGCACUACUACGCCAUCUGGAAAUACCUCUACAAGGCUCCCAGCGCCGACACCCUCCUCGACUCGUGACCACAGCGGGUGGCCCCCGUUCUCCUCCCCCGAGCAAAGGCGCUUUGCACACCGACUCCCUCAACUGCCCGCUGAAGCUGCAGCGACAGCCGAAAAGUUUACGAAAAAAUAUUGACCAUGAAUUGUUUACUGUUUUCUAAUAUGGAGGAGAACAGGUUUUUCAGCGUCUCCAUGAUGAACAAAAGCUACUUUAAAAGCUGUUUUGUACAACUUCAGUCUAAAAAAAACAAAACAAAAAAAAAAACUUGACAGUGAGGGAGGGAUUUUUGAACUUUUUACUCUUGGUGUUAAACUGGGCACAUUCAUGAGCAUUUGAGAAAUUUGAUAGCAGUCUUUUGUAUCACUUGAAGCAAGUCACAUUCCAUAUUUGGGGUCAUAUUGUGUAUCAAAACCUGGAGACUCAAACAUUUCAGCUGGUGAUUUGAACACUGAGGAUACGAGGUGCUAAAAAUCAGCUCUUUCCAUAUCAUGCUUGAGUUGCAGUACCAAUACCAAAAUUGUACUUUUUUUCCAUGCUUUUGAGAAAUAUAACUGUUUCGCUACAAAACCUUUUCUUUUCAUUUAACAAAAGAAGCCAAAGGUCUCGUGUUUUUAAACAUGCAGCUCUGCCAAUGUAAAAUGGUUUCAAACUGGCAAAAUUUGUUUUAAAUCAGGAAUCAACUGGUGUCUGAUGAGACGUUCAAUGCCAACUUUCUGUACCAAAAACUGUUCGUUUCGAUACCCAACCUUAAUCAGUAGUUGUUUCUUUGUCACGAAGAAAAGGUUUUUUUUUUUUCUUUUUCUUUUUUUUUUUUUAAACAAAGAUGACAUUUUCAACCCAUCUGAUCCAUGUUCACACUCUCCUGACUUGUAUCCAAACACAGUCCUCAGUUUUCAAAGAACCACGCUUGAUUCUGGUGGUGUCUGGCGCCCCCUGCUGGUGGGGACCGGAGUUAAGGAGGUGAUUCAUGACAUUACAGGAAGUGCGGAGGCGACACGGGUGAUAGAUGUGGAUUUUGUUAAUGAGCCAAAUGAGAGAAACUCAGUUCAGGCAGUGUGAUGUUGAAACAGAACUGUAUUUGUAAUGUGAACAGCGUGCAGUAGAGUGCGUGUGUGUGUGUGUAUGUGUGUGUAUGCACGACCUUUAUACUGUAGUCCAGUAUUACAUUUCCACUGAUUCUCUCUGUUUUUGAUUUGCACCACUAGGACGAACAGUGUUUCCUGUCUGUAUUCUGACGUGGGUUUGAUCGGUGGAGAAACCUCAUGUUCUUGCUUUUGAUUUAUGGUUUUGUAAAUUUGCUCAAUGGCUCCUGACUCAUGAAAUUACCUGUCUGUCGCUCUUCCUCUUAGUGAUGUAUGGAGCUGAAUGAUUGCAUAUUUCUUAUGUGGCUCUUGUUGAAAUGAUUUCCUUAACCACUCUGUUUUGUAAUGUUUGUAUAUUCUGUUGUUUGUUCUUUUGAUUACAUGAAUCCUGGCCUUUGCAGGGAAAAAAACUGCUUCCUGUCUAUUCCAUUGGCUGUUAAUGGUGCUGCAUAAACAUGAAUGCUCCUCCACUAUACUGAAUAUCACCUUUAUAAUGUGACAAUAAAAAAUAAUAAUGCCCCACA